Penicillium chermesinum is the source of this 1686-nucleotide messenger RNA. Its product is annotated as CRAL-TRIO domain-containing protein. The transcript is spliced from 3 exons. NCBI's taxonomy places the organism in Eukaryota, Fungi, Ascomycota, Eurotiomycetes, Eurotiales, Aspergillaceae. The record is from RefSeq and is a predicted model, not a curated record. Bases 1 to 1686 code for a protein of 561 amino acids.
AUGCGGGCUCGUUCAAUCUUGCGCCGUCUCGAGUCACCGGCUAGCGUCUUCUCCCGCCCACAGAUCGGACCCUGCGGCAUUCGACCCCAGUUCCCUCUACCGCGCCCAAUCUCCACACGCCCGCAGCCAAGCGAGUCCUCUUCUUUCUGGAUUACUAUCACUCUCCUGGCCAUUGGAGGCGGCGCCUGUCUCCAUCAAUCUCUCUCCCCCUCUGCCGAUCCUCUCCCCUCGUCCCGACCACCACAGCAGGAGCCGUUCCUCGGUAUCAUUGAUACGCUCCGCACCAUGCCCAUCGAACCCGCCCCGGGUACCGUCGGAACCCUGACCCCCGAGCAGGAGGCCAAGCUGCAGGAGUUCUGGGUCUUGACUCUGAAGGUGUUUGGCGUCAACAUCGAGACCCUCGAGGCCGAGGCCAAGAGCAGCGCCAGCAACGCCGCCGCAGCCCCGCCCGCAGAUAAGAAGAAGUCCGCCAAACGAGGAUGGGGUCUAUUCCGUUCCACGGGAGAUGAGAAAAGCGAGACUUCGAGCACAUCUCAGGCGAGUGAGAUCACAUCAGGCCUCGCCUCGAUUAGCAUCACCGAUGGCGACGACAAGUACGGACAAUCCAAGGAGUUCCAGCAGGCGCUAGAGGACAUGUCACCGGAAGAGAUCAGAACCGCCUUCUGGAAUAUGGUCAAGCACGACAACCCCGACGCGCUGCUUCUGCGAUUCCUGCGUGCGCGGAAAUGGGAUGUCAAGAAGGCACUGAUCAUGCUCAUUUCUACCAUGCGCUGGCGUCUUCAAGACGUGCACGUUGACGAUGACAUCAUGGCCAAUGGCGAGGCCCUGGCUUUGAAGCAGUCCAAGUCAUCUGAUCCCACCGAGAAGAAGAAGGGCGACGAGUUUCUUCACCAGCUGCGCAUGGGCAAGAGCUUCCUCCACGGUGUGGACCGGUUGGGUCGGCCUAUCUGUGUGGUACGCGUGCGUCUGCAUCGAGCCAGUGAGCAAGAUCCCGAAUCCCUCGAGCGAUUCACGGUCUAUACAAUUGAGACGGCCCGGCUGCUGCUGGCUCCACCGGUGGAAACAGCGACUAUUAUUUUUGAUAUGACCGACUUUUCUCUUCAGAACAUGGACUACACGCCCGUCAAGUUCAUGAUCAAGUGUUUCGAGGCCAACUACCCCGAAUCAUUAGGAACGGUCUUGAUCCACAAAGCGCCCUGGGUGUUUUCCAGCAUUUGGAGCAUCAUCAAGGGGUGGCUAGAUCCCGUCGUUGCUGCGAAGAUUCAUUUCACCAAGAACCGGGAAGAUUUGGAAGCCUUCAUUCCCCCCGACCGCAUUACGAAGGAACUCGACGGGGACGAGAACUGGGAGUAUAAAUACCUAGAAAUCGAGGAGGGAGAGAAUAGUAAAAUGGAAGACACCGAGACUCGCGACAAGCUGCUUGCCGAGCGCCAGGCUCUCGCGAAGGAGAUCCAGGAUAUCACGAUUGAAUGGAUCCGAGCCAGCUUCAAGAAGGAGCCUGAGGCGAUCUCCGCUGCAAAGGAGAAACGCCAGACCUUGGUGGAGCAGCUGCGCAAGCAGUACUGGGUGCUGGACCCGUACAUUCGAGCUCGCUCGCUCUAUGAUCGACUCAACAUCGUGCAGGGCGAGGGCAAGAUUGAAUUCUACCCAGGCGCUGAUAAGGCUGACAAGGCUGACAAGGCCUAG